Molecule: messenger RNA, 1992 nt
Organism: Manihot esculenta (cassava)
Lineage: Eukaryota; Viridiplantae; Streptophyta; Magnoliopsida; Malpighiales; Euphorbiaceae
Product: rho GTPase-activating protein 2
Exons: 4
Coding region: 190-1566 (458 amino acids)
Biological process (GO): signal transduction
Molecular function (GO): GTPase activator activity
Source: RefSeq, a predicted model, not a curated record
UUUAAAAAUUUGAAAGGAGUGGCCGUUGGAGAACCAACUUCAAACUUGAAAAACUGAGUCCCUUCGAUGCAACCACAUUCACAACCGCAACCACAAAUCGGCUCGAUUCACUUCACUACCUGUCCCGGAGAGAGAAACAGACCCACAUUGCAUACUCAGUUAGCCUGAGAUUUGUUGUUUGAGAUAAUUAUGACUGGCAUUGUCAUGGUGACCAAAGGAGGUGGCUGCGCUGGUGGGGUUACGAGAGCCAAGGGUACAAGAGGGAGCGAACACGACCAGAACCAGCUGUCAAUGAUGGCGAUUCUCUUGGAAGCUGUAAGGAAGUCGUUGGUGUCUUGCCGUUUUGAGGAGAGAGAAGAUGGAAUUCCUACUGUUAAUCAUAUGGAGAUUGGCUGGCCUACGAAUGUUCAGCAUAUUUCACAUGUCACGUUCGAUCGCUUCAACGGUUUUUUGGGUUUGCCUGUGGAGUUCGAAGUCGAGAUCCCGUGUCGGGUCCCGAGUGCUAGUGCUAGUGUGUUCGGUGUCUCAGCAGAAUCAAUGCAAUGUACUUUUGAUACCAAAGGGAACAGUGUCCCAACAAUUCUCUUGCUAAUGCAGGAGAGGCUAUACUCACAGGGAGGUCUGAAGGCAGAAGGGAUUUUUCGCAUAAACCCAGAGAACGGCCAAGAGGAGCACGUAAGGGACCAGCUGAAUAGGGGCAUUGUGCCUAACGAUAUUGAUGUACAUUGCUUGGCAGGUCUUAUAAAAGCCUGGUUUAGAGAGCUUCCUUCAGGAGUGCUGGAUGGGCUUUCCCCUGAACAAGUUCUUCAAUGUAACACCGAAGAAGAAUGUGUUGAGCUUGUGAAGCAGCUAAAGGCAACAGAAACUGCGUUGCUCAAUUGGGCGAUUGACCUCAUGGCUGAUGUUGUCCAGGAAGAAGAUUCCAACAAAAUGAAUGCCAGAAAUAUAGCAAUGGUUUUUGCUCCAAACAUGACUCAGAUGUCUGAUCCGUUGACGGCGCUGAUGCAUGCUGUACAAGUAAUGAACUUGCUUAAGACUCUGAUCACAAAAACACUAAGAGAACGUGAAGAAACUGUAACAGGAGGACAUUCACCCAUGUCGUCUCAAUCAUCUGGUCAACAAACUGAUGAGGAUUUCGAUAGCCAGCAAGAGACGGAUACCAGCUGUGAACUGAGAAAGGCACCAUUGGAUCGCCAUAAAGAAGAUCAUGCCCAUUAUAGUCCUCAUAAUGAUGAUGAAGUUGAGUCAUUGAGUGAUGUAGAAGAUUGCUUUUUGAGGCAUUUGGAUAAGAACAGAAGUGAUCGCGACAUAUUCUUUCAGCAAUCGCCGGGUGAUUUAUCUAAAGAAUUUUCGAGUCCCAGAACUUGCUCAGGGUUUAAAAUGGAAUCUGAUAUCUCAUUUACUGAUAGCAAAAGUGAAAGUUCCAGUUCAGCUACAAGUGACGGAGAAGAGUCCAGGGCAAGUAUGAGAGGUAUAGGCCAAGAAAUUAACAAAAGAAGCCCAUCAAAAGCAUACAAGAACUCUGAUGAUGUGAAGAUGGUUGACAGUCGAUUGUCUAGUUUUUAGUCUUAGAAAUGCUUAGGUGAAUACUUGGUUGCAGAGUUUGGUAUGGUCUCAACUGUGUGGGCUUUGCUUACACUGGGCUUUGGAGUAUUCAAGUGUCGUCGAUUGUUAGAGAGUCAUGGUUCAGCUUUGGGCUGAACUUUGCUUGUUUCGUGAGUUUCUUAAUGGAGCUGAAAACUCUACGUUUCUGUAGUGUGGAUUUCAAUUCUAAUCUUGAAGUUCUCACCCUUGAAAAAUUCAUGUAUGCGAGUCUAAUUUUCUUGGGAACAGGCAGAAGUCUAUGAUGCUGAAUUCCUAGAAUCCAUGUAACACGCUAUAUUUCCAAGAAUAGUGGGUCCAUGUGUUUGUUUAUUUGCAUUCAAAUAGUUUGAAACAGAUCGCUGUAUUUCUCAUAAAUUUAUUGACAAGUAGAAUGACAACCACUUUUUA